CCACCAUGACGUUGGUCGAUAGCAAUAUCUCGUCAGAGAGCCUCCUGGCCUUUCUCGCUGAAGCGUCGUUCACACCGCCGCCGUCCCCACCGGUCCAGAUCCAGCGCGCGUCCAAGCGGCUGCGGCACAAUCCGAAAGACGAGGUCGCGUACCUGGAGACGUCGCUCAUGCACCUCGAACGCCAGCUGCACAGCCUUCGCGAACACGAACUGCAAACGUCAUCGCUCUCGGGUCCGUGGAAGCUGCGCGCGAUGAACGAGGCCCACCUCGCGCAGCGUGCACUCCUUGAGAACGAACGGCUCAAGGCCGCUGUCGACGACCAGCGCCACAAACUCCGCGCGAUCGAGCGCCUUAGCCUCAAGCGCCCCAAGCUCGCGCCCGCGAUCACCGACGAGCUGCUCUGGAAACAGGGCAUUUUAAGCUCCGGCGACCGCGAAGCGCAGCUCGAAAAGUUGCUGUUGCACCAGCGCGAGGUGCUCGAGUCCGAGUGGAUCCGGCAUGGCUUGCUCGAUGUCAUUGAGCGCUUUGAGCCGCUCCAGCGCAUCACGACGACCCAGAGCCCGCUGGAUCAUGGCCCCGGCGACGUCCAUGUCGUCAACUGCGCGGUGAUUCCGCUUCACUUUCGUGCCAUGUCCAAUGUUGUUUGGGAUCUCAAGCGCAAGCGCAAGGACUUUGGCAAUCCGUCGACACGCGAUUUUCAUGCCAAUUUGAUGUAUGGCCGGGAUCUCACGAGCGACGAUCUUCCAAGCAUGCCACCCGACCUGGACUCGCGCUAUGGGAAUCGGCGGUACAUCGAGGCCAAUCGCAUCGUCAUCGUGUGGCGUGCGAUCCUCGAAGACCAAGCGCACCCGCAUGCUGACGGCGCAUGGAUUGAGAAUUCGCGUGGCUGGGUCACGAUCCACGACAUGGGCGACAACGAGUGCUACUUGUCAGCGGUAGUGACGAUUUCAACGCCGAUGCACGCCACCGCCAACGACAAUCGCGCGGCCGAGACGAUGCGGGAUCGCCUCUUGCAGUACGCCGAAAGCAUGUGCAAAAUCAUGGGCAACGCAGUCGAAGACGCCGUCCGCGCCCACUUGGCCAAGGUUUAAGCUGCGAGUGGUGACGACGUUUUGUACACUAUUAUAAAUAUGACUAUAUAAGAACUUGGU
Molecule: messenger RNA, 1151 nt
Organism: Saprolegnia diclina VS20
Lineage: Eukaryota; Oomycota; Saprolegniomycetes; Saprolegniales; Saprolegniaceae
Exons: 3
Coding region: 6-1091 (361 amino acids)
Source: RefSeq, a predicted model, not a curated record